This is a messenger RNA of Xiphias gladius (swordfish), 3359 nucleotides long. RefSeq names its product dolichol kinase (gene dolk). Gene Ontology annotation, biological process: dolichyl monophosphate biosynthetic process. The record is from RefSeq and is a predicted model, not a curated record. Gene Ontology annotation, cellular component: endoplasmic reticulum membrane. Gene Ontology annotation, molecular function: dolichol kinase activity. The transcript has a single exon. NCBI's taxonomy places the organism in Eukaryota, Metazoa, Chordata, Actinopteri, Istiophoriformes, Xiphiidae. The coding region runs from base 25 to 1596 and encodes 523 amino acids.
CUGCACGCCCUCCACCCCGCAGCGAUGCAGAUCAACCCAGUGUUCGUGGAGUCCACUGUAGUUCUGGCCGUGGUGCUGUGCGUCCACAUGGCGGUCUGGAACCAGCACUCUUGGUGCAGCGUAGCCCUCGUCAUCCAGGCUUUCUACGUCCAGCACAAAUGGGACCGUCUGCUCAGGUCAGGCGGUGCCGUGUUCCAGUUCCGUCCUGCCGCAAAUAGCGGCAUCGUCCCGGCCUCCAUGGUGAUGCCCUUGCUCGGCCUGGCACUGAGAGAAAAGUGCUCUGCCUCAGGGAAUGUCUACUUUGAGCGCUUCUCCAUGGUUGUCACCAUCACAGGCAUGAUGCUGGCUCUGUUUCUCUCUCUCAUUGCGCUCGGCAUCACGAGACCCGUGCCUACAAACACUUGUGUGAUCGCGGGCAUGGCCGGCAGUGCAAUUCUCUACACGACAAAACAGACGCUGACGGUGUCUGAGGUCAUCGAGGUCUUAGAGGUACUUUUGAUCUUCGUCUAUCUCAGCCUGAUUGUGCUUUAUCUGCUGCCACGCUGCUUCACACCUGGGGAGGCGCUCCUCAUCGUCGGGGGAAUCAGUUUUAUCGUCAACCAGCUCAUCAAGCGCUCCCUGAACCUGGCAGAGGUCAAAGGUGAUCCAGUGAACUAUUUCCUGCCGGUGGUCGUGGUGGGCUCACUGUUGCUGGGCGUUUUCUUCGCCCUGCUCUUCUGUUUCAUGGAGUCAGAGACCUGGGUGUCAUCGCUUUUCUUUCACAUGAUGACGGCGGUUCUGGGUCUGGGAAUCCUCAUGCCGUGGCUCUCCCUGUUCAUUGGCCGGCACCCCAUCAUGUGGCUGCUGGACUUUCUCACGUUAAAUGACAGAAGACUCUGCCUGUUGGGGUACUGGGUGUUCCUGGCUGUCGUGGCCACCUGUGUGGUGUUACACCAGAACUACCAGCGGCAGUCGGGGUCCAAGAAGCACCAGGCCUCGACUGUUGUCAGGAAGUACUUCCAUCUGAUUGUAGUGGCCACAUAUGUUCCAGGGCUGAUAUAUGACAGACAGCUGCUUCAUGUGGCGUCUGUGGGUUGCUUGGCAGUUUUCUUAUUACUGGAGUACGUGCGUUACUUUCGGAUCAGGCCACUGGGUCAGCUGCUCAGGCAGCUGCUCACCCUGUUCCUGGAUGAGCGGGACUCUGGGCCUCUCAUCCUGACCCAUGUCUACCUGCUGCUGGGCGUGUCUCUGCCUAUAUGGCUGUUCCCUGGGCCUUGCGCCCCUAAGGGGAUACUUCCUGGUGCGGGUGGCCUUGUGCCUUAUGCAGGUGUGCUGGCCGUGGGGGUCGGAGACACUGUAGCCUCUGUGUUUGGCAGCACCAUGGGGGAGAUCCGUUGGCCUGGCACCAGGAAAACCAUGGAGGGGACUGCAACAUCUGUGUUCGCCCAGAUCAUCGCCGUGGCCAUGUUUCUUAUCUUCGAUGGGAGCAUCAAUCUGAACUCCACCUACUCGUGGAUUGUUGGCUCCAUCACUCUGGUGGCCAUGUUGGAGGCCUACACCUCCCAAAUAGACAACCUCCUCCUCCCACUCUACCUCUUCAUCCUGCUGUUGCUUUGAGUGGAGAGAUGGCCCAAACACAAACAGAUCCCUCCCCUUGUCCUCAACCCUUCCUGGGGGGGAAGCAAGAAUGGUUGGUGAAUUUGGGGGGAAAAAAAAGAAAGAAAGAAAUACUAGAAAAACAUGAUAAUCGAAGUAAUAGAAGUCCCUUCAGGAACCACUGAACUUGAUCAAAAACGGGAGUCGUUUUUACUAGCACAAGAAAAAAUGGUGAAAAACUGAAAGCUUCAUCAAGCCGGGUGUUUGUUACUGUAUGUCAGCGAACCAAAUGGCACUAAAAAAUGUGCUCCUUACUGUAUGUGGCAGCAGACGUGAUGUAAGCAUGACAUUUCUGAGUCUGCUGUCCUCAGAUCCCGAGACAUUUCAGUAUCAGUCGCUGGAGGAAUGAGACGAUCAUCUCAGAGCAGGUUACGAAGAAAUGUGAAGAAGACUUGCCGAAUAUUCUUUGAGCUAAGUGACAGCGGUGGUGUAUGGUUUCUUUGUGUGUCACCGUCCUGACCCCGAGGUACUCAACAAUAACAACUCCUGAAUUAUGCAAGAGAAGAUUAAGUUUAAUAAAUUGGCAAAAUGUCCUUUAAACAGGUACUGAAUUCUGGACAUUGCAGACGCUGCUAGAAGGCACAUUAGGAUCAUCAAAGAGGAGGUUUUCCUAUCUUGUCCCCUUCUUGCAAAAUGGAUACAUGCCUUUGUAUUGCCUUUGAAGAACAUUAUUUGAAGUUCGCUUGUUGGUAUGUCUUUUUCUUAACCAACCUUUUUUCAUUAUUAGAAUAUUCUUUUGCCUCCCUGAUGGCGAUACGAGGGACUUACUGCUGAAAAUAUUUGCCUUAAGAAGUAUAUUUUCUAUCACACAUUACCUACUGUUGUAGACGCUGUAGACGAAAGCAUGGCAGCCCCUCACAACUCUUCCUUUAUAAGGGCUGGUUUAUACUUCGAUAUGGCAGAAACUCACUAUGCUCCUGCAUGACACUCAUAUGAAAUCCAGUACUGUAACACGUACAGACGUAUACUACAGUAUAUUUUAUUUGAUAAAUUUACUUCACUUAAUAUUUCUGUGGUUUGAUGGGACCCCUUAAAAGUAAACUUAAUAUAUACGUACAUUUCCUUGUGAUACUGAGCCUUCAUGCACCGCAUAUUUUUGGACUCUGUAGAUAUGCUUUGGGCCAAACUGAUCAACACAGGCCCUUCCUUUUUAGCAACUUUUCAAGCAUUAAAGAAUCCAAAUUAUUAUGUAAUAUUUGCUUUGUAGAAAUAUCCUCAGACGUCAUCAGGUUGGAUCUCAUCAUUCUGAAAUGAGGACGCUACAGUUCAUAACCCGAAACUUGUUUUCAGAAUGAAUUGACAGCUUUUGGUCUAUGUUCAUCUGUAAAAGUUCUUUGGUGUUUUAUGUUGUGAUGACAGUUUAUUAGCAUGAUCCGACUAGUAUGUUGUUUGCCAUCAUCCCUACAUUUUUAAGAAUGUAAUAUUGCAUGUUGAGUGCAUCCGAGGAUUAAGAUAAAAUGGAUAUGCCUCCGAUGUUUAGUCCAUUUGUUUAAUACUCAUUUGAGGGCUGAGAAGAGGAACCCGUGUGGCUGACUGAGUGAUUGCACUUUGACAACAUCGACAUUAACCCUCUACUUUCUCAGUUUGAUUUGAAAAUUAACCUAAGUGUGAAUGUUGUGGUUUAUCAUCAUUCAUACAUACAUUUGAGUUGGUUUUCAUUUAAAUUUUGUCUUAAAAAUCAACAUACUUGAAAAUAGAAAUGCUUACUGUUCAUGUUUAAAAAA